CCUGCAAAAUUGACAGUCUUUCACUAAAUUGGUCUUCAUUCCACGGGCAAAAAUGAAAUGCUUUGCACUGUAGAACGCAGAUUUUCUCUGAAAGUAUUUUCAAUUAUUUUCAAAUUACAAUGACUUCAGUCAAAAGUAUUCUUACGUUUUGUAUUUUUGUGUUAUCGUUCACUUGUCUCAUUUCAUUUUCACAUCAACUCACCUCAACAACAAGUGAAAAGACUAAAAAACGAUUCAACAUCGAAGCUGCUGCCGGAGAAAAUGUUAACAUUUUGUUACAUCUGAAAAGUCGUUAUGGUUUAGCAGGCCUAGACGGAUCAAUGGGGGACAGAGGAGCGCCUGGUCCUCCUGGAUUACCUGGGAUAAUGGGUGCAAAGGGUGAAAGAGGAACAUGUCCUCUUGAGUUAUGUAAUAUCAUGGGGAAUGUAGUUAAUCUGACUUCUCGUAUCGACGCUUUGGAACGAAUGGUCAUGUUGAACAGUGGGAAGGCAGACUCCUUAACGUUUACCCAGGAGCCUUUCAAAGGGCUUCACAUCAUUUCUGAUAUUUUGCUGACAAAAGGAAAUUCAACCACAAACAACAGUUUUGAUGGUCUAAACAAUAUGAAAGUGAAAUUAAGUUUUAAAGACUCGCCACCUUUCCCAAAAUCUAAAAAUCCAAUUUUUUUAAACUCCACUCUGCGUGUUACGGAUCAAAGAGAAAAGAAAGAGGAAAACUUUCAAAGGCAAGACGAAGUUCUCGCGACAGAACGUCAGUUACAAUCAUAUACUCAAGAUCAGGAGGAAAUUCCUAGUAUAAAAAAAAGCAGAAUACCUCAUGCUCUGGAUAGUUUAAAAAAAGUUGAAGAAGUCAACUCGGCUCGCCACAAAAGUCACGAGUAAAGACAUUUAUGGCGUUCACCAAAGACACGUGAUUUAUCAACUGACCAAUGAGCAUUGUUCAACAGUUUAUUUCCCACACACGGAAAUCUUCGACCAAAGUUCCUUAUCAUCUUGAUGAUUGGUGAGAAAAGAUCCGAUAACCAGACGUACGAAUGACGACAUUUCUUCAUCACCAGCGGUAACUAAGUACUGCGCAUGCGAUAAAAGUGACCAAUCAACAAGAGCUAUUGCUCCACGAUCUACAAUCUCAGUAUUUAAAGGAUUGUAAUCAUACACUACACCUCCGAUACGAGACUUUAGAGAGCUGAAAAUUUCCGGAAAAGGAUUUGUUUUGUUUUCAGAACUGCCAAGAUAAUUUCGAAGCAACGAUCCAGAACCAUAUUUAGACAUAUCAGAUGCAAGAUAGACUAGAUUAAUACCAGUAAUGGUUUUAAGAGCUGCUACAACAUCAACAACGACGUUCAAACAGUUUCUAAACAAAUCAAUAUCGAAGCGAUGCGGUAUAAGGACAAGUUCCGCGCGAAUAUAGACUGCAAUGUAGCGAUCUUGAAGAAAAGCUUGUUGAAAUUUUGUUACUUCAUGUUGCACAGUUAUACUGGGUUUCAAUGCAUAUUGCAAAA
Molecule: messenger RNA, 1501 nt
Organism: Xenia sp. Carnegie-2017
Lineage: Eukaryota; Metazoa; Cnidaria; Anthozoa; Malacalcyonacea; Xeniidae
Exons: 8
Coding region: 120-881 (253 amino acids)
Source: RefSeq, a predicted model, not a curated record